GAUCACCAUUAACCGUCCGGCCAACGGUGCGGGCGCAGCGUUUCGGGGCGCGCGCGCUGCCGCCGUCUUUCCCGUUAGAGGACGGUGUCGGGCUGUGUGAGGCCGGAGGCGGCCGUUUGUCGGGUGUUGCCCUCCCUCCCUCCCUCGCUGCUCGGUCGGUGACAGUUGGAGCUGAGCUUCUGGCUGAUGCCGUUUCUCUCCCUCCCCUCCCCCGUCCUUUUAUCUGUAUGUCUUUUCUCUCUCUGUCUGUCUCUGUCUGUCUGUGGUACGUUGCGGGUUGAGAUGUUUCUGAAGGCGAGGUGUUUGCGGUGGAGUUAAGAUACGUGUUUAACCUAUGGAUAAAGUUGGAAAGAUGUGGAGCAAUUUAAAAUACAGAUGUCAGAACCUUUUUGUUAAUGAAGUUGGAAGCAGAAAUGAAAAUGACUUAAACUGUCAGAAAUGUUCGGUUAGUAAAAAUGUAAGUGUACAAGCUGGUGAUUUGCCUCAGCAUGGCUUAAGUCCAUUAAACAGAAAUAGAACUAUACCACUGGUUGCAGACACAUGUCUAAAAACAGAUAAAUGGAAUAGAAAUUGUGUUUCUGACAUCCCAGAUAUUGUUGAAACCGACUUAGAUAAAGAGAAUGAAAACUUGGCCACACCUCCAGAUUCUCAUCUUGUUCGAAGAGACUCUUACUCCCGACAUGCUCCAUGGGGUGGAAAGAAGAAGCAUUCUUGCUCUACAAAAAUGCAAAUGUCCUUUGAUGUAGAUAAACGCUUUAGUCGGACAAGGUAUGGAUUACAGAGACGUGAAAGACGCUAUGGUGUAAGUUCUAUACAUGACAUGGAGAAUUUGUCUAAUCGGAGUAUGACACGGCAAUCUAUACGCCAGCGAUUGCAAGAAACUGUAGGACUGUGUUUUCCACUACGAGCCCGCAAUAAACAGUCUAAGAGCUUAUUUUCCAGCCGGAGAAAAAUAUUGCUCUCUGAACUCAUGCUUGAAAGAUGUCCUUUUCCAGCUGGAUCAGACCUAGCACAAAAAUGGCAUCUUAUUAAGCAGCACACUGCUCCUGUAAGCUCGCAGUCAGCCUGUUGGCUUGAGACUUUUGAUCCAACUUUUGCUUCUGCAGAAGAUGAAGAAGAUAGACUUCGUGAAAGACGAAGACUCAGCAUCGAAGAAGGAGUUGAUCCUCCUCCCAAUGCUCUUAUACAUACCUUUGAAUCAACUGCACAAAUUAAUCAAACAUACAAGCUGGGACCAAAGUUAGCACCUGGGAUGAGUGAACUUUCUGGUGACGGUCGUGCAAUAACAAACGGAGAUUGGGACUCUGAAGAAGACACCACAACUCUCUGUCUCCAGGCACGCAAACAGAAAUCACGGCAAGUGGCAGCAGAAAACAUUAGUCAUUCUACCAAACCUGGGCCCUGGAAAGUACACACGCAAAUUGAUUACAUUCAUUGUCUGGUACCAGACCUACUACAAAUUACAAGUAACUCUUGUUACUGGGGAGUGAUGGACCGUUAUGAAGCGGAGGCUCUCCUUGAUGGCAAGCCUGAAGGUACUUUUUUACUCAGGGACUCCGCACAAGAGGACUACCUUUUUUCUGUGAGCUUCCGCCGUUAUAAUCGCUCUUUGCAUGCAAGGAUUGAGCAAUGGAAUCACAAUUUUAGUUUUGAUGCCCAUGACCCCUGUGUUUUUCACUCUUCUACAGUAACUGGCCUUCUGGAACACUAUAAAGAUCCCAGUUCAUGCAUGUUUUUUGAACCUUUGCUUACUGUUCCACUAACCAGGACUCUUCCUUUUAGUCUGCAGUACAUCUGCCGUGCAGCUAUCUGCAACUGUACAACAUAUGAUGGGAUAGAUAUACUUCCACUUCCUCCACCUCUGCAAGAGUAUCUGAAAGAGUACCAUUACAAGCAAAAAGUAAGGGUGCGAUGGUUAGAAUGAGAACCAUUAAAGGUCAUAUGAGAAGUGCACCCAAUGAUUCUUGGCUCUUUUUGAGUUGCCAAAAAUUCUUAUUCAUUGGGUAUGUAGUUGAACGUUAUUUGUAAGGAUUCUUUCUGAAUUAUUUGGGCUUGAAUUGACUUAGUUUGUGGUUACUCUUUCAGGUACUUGAGCACUUUGUGGUAUCUGAGAUUUUUAGUGGAUACCGCUGUUCUACCUACAAAUUAAUGUGCAUGUAUUUAUUAUGUUGGCCUCUAGGAAUUUACUAGCUUUUAUAGUGGUCUAUGUGCAGGAUAUGGUCAAAUCAAAAUCAUUUGAUUAGGGCAACUGUGGAGCUCUGUAAAAUUGAUGCUGAAACGACAUGUAAUAUGCACAUUUAUUAUAGGUUCUUGGAAAUCAUGAUGGAAUUCAAAUCAAUUUAAUGAGGUCAUCCUUUGAGAUCAAACACCUCUAGUGUUGAAUUGACAUUCUGGUAAUUAAUCUGGAUGAUUUUAAUCAAAUUAGAAAGAUCUAAUUUUUGUUUGUCUACAAAGAUUUUCCUUUUCUUUAAUACACUCUUUUUGGAGUGGUUUCAGGAUAUUAGUUGUGUACUUAAUGAUGCAGCUCGAGUGCAUAACUGGGUGUUUAUAGUACUGCACUGUCAUUGAGAGUGGAUGUUAAAUUGAGGAACCGUCUGCUCCUGCCUGUGGAUGAAAAAGAUCCCUUAACACUAUUUUGUAAAGUCUUAUCCCAGUCUCAUAGCUAAUAUUUGUCAGUUACAUAGUGCCAGUUUUAAAACCUGUUACUGUUUGUGGGAGCUUGUUGCACGCAAAUUGGCUGCCACAUUUCUUACAGAAUCACAGUAACCACCAUUCAAAAGAACUUUGUUUGCUGUAAAGCACUUUUGGGAUGACCUGAGGUUGUGAAAGCCACUACUUUAGGAUCAUCCUGACCUUUUUGAGAUUGUCAUCUUGAAAUAGUUUCCAUGCAUUUUCUUUUUGAGAAUGGGCAUCUUUUAUUUUGUAUUUUAGUAGCAGUUGUCCUAAUGGAUAUCAGAAAAGCUGGCCCUUGCAAUUUUUUGUACCAAAUCCCAAAUUAAAAUUAGCUGACAUGAGUGACCUUAGGACGGAUGCCCUGUUGUAAGAUCUGCCUGAACAGUUUAGGAGAACCUUUUAAUAACUGAAACGGCAGGGAAGAAAGAUCUCUAAAUUGACUUUAGAAAUUCAAAAAUCAAGUCAUUCAUGUAUUUAAAUCUAAUGGUGUGCAAGCGAGAAUCCAGGCUGUAAAUUGUGCAGUUGAAGUAUAACAGUUUACUUUGGCAGUUAAAGGUGGGCAUUGGACCAGAAUGUAAAUUUAAAGUGUGAAGAACAUUUUAAAACUGAUUAGAGGAAAAAAAACCUGCAAUCUCCACAAGUUCUAUUUGAAAUAAUUGGCAGAUAACAGGAUGCACGUAUGAACACCUAGGGACUUGUAAAACUGCAGCAGGGUCUCAUGUUAAGGUAGAGGAGGAUGAGCUCUGAGCAGAUUUUGCUUUCUGUUUUUGUUUAUAAUUUAGGAGAUUGGACAUCCUUGCAGUUUGAUCUGCAGUUACUACCACCCUAUUCUGGAAGUACUUUUUGCUGUGAAAUAGACAUCAGCAAUUUCUUUCACUACUAUACAACUAAAACAUCACAGAACACCAGGACAAUGAACCACCUGCCCCUUUCUGCAAAUUAUUUUCCUUGUUAGUAUUGUUGGUUUGAAUAUGGUGCCACUUCCAAAUAUGAUGGGAAGGAGUAAGGUCACUCUGUCUUACAGUUAAUGAAUGUUUCUGUUGACUUUUUGUUUAGGAUGUUUGCAUUUUG
Molecule: messenger RNA, 3744 nt
Organism: Hemiscyllium ocellatum (epaulette shark)
Lineage: Eukaryota; Metazoa; Chordata; Chondrichthyes; Orectolobiformes; Hemiscylliidae
Product: suppressor of cytokine signaling 5-like
Exons: 2
Coding region: 335-1924 (529 amino acids)
Biological process (GO): intracellular signal transduction; phosphatidylinositol phosphate biosynthetic process
Cellular component (GO): phosphatidylinositol 3-kinase complex
Molecular function (GO): 1-phosphatidylinositol-3-kinase regulator activity
Source: RefSeq, a predicted model, not a curated record